This is a messenger RNA of Quercus robur (English oak), 2453 nucleotides long. RefSeq lists its product as uncharacterized. Gene Ontology annotation, molecular function: protein binding. The coding region runs from base 244 to 1983 and encodes 579 amino acids. The transcript is spliced from 2 exons. NCBI's taxonomy places the organism in Eukaryota, Viridiplantae, Streptophyta, Magnoliopsida, Fagales, Fagaceae. The record is from RefSeq and is a predicted model, not a curated record.
UCUCUCUCUCUCAAGUCCCAAUCCCACAAGCAAGUCCACAACCCAAGGUCCCUCUUCUCUCUCUCUCUCUCUCUCUCUCUCUCGGUACCUUCACUUUUCUCCAUCAUCUUCCUGUCAAACUCAAAGAGUCACCACUACUCCCUCUUUUCCCCAAAGCAACCAAAUCUCUCUUCUUUACUCUCACAUGUAUUCACAUCCUCUACCAUUACCAUUACCUUUGGAGCUCCACCCAAACUCACCCAAAUGAAUCCCACAACUACAGCUCCAUCACCACCUUCCUCCUCCUCUUCUUCUUCUUCUUCUUCACCACAAACCCUUCUCGAGCUAAUCAACAACCUCCUUUCCGUCCUCCUUCUCUCCUCUCUUUCCGUCAAAUCCUUCACUGGCCGAUGGCAAGUCCUCCACUCCAAACUCACUUCCCUCCGCUCCUCUCUUUCCUCCCUCUCCUCCUCUACUCACUGGUCCGAUAACCCUCUCCUCCUUUCCCUCCUCCCUUCUCUCCACUCUACUCUCCACCGCCUCUCUACCCUCUCCCAACAAUGUUCUUUCCCUUCCUUCUCCGGAGGAAAACUCCUCAUGCAAAGCGACCUCGACAUGGCUUCCUCUUCUCUCUCCAACUCCCUCCACGACCUCGACUUACUCCUCCGAUCUGGGGUCCUCCACCACUCCAACGCCAUCGUUCUCUCUCACCCAGGUCCUUCCUCUACUAAAGAAGACUUGGGUUUCUUCGUCAGAGACCUUUUCACUCGCUUACAAAUCGGAGGGAUCGAGUUCAAGAAAAAAGCUUUGGAGUCCUUACUUCAACUCCUCACCCAAGAUGAUGAAAAAUCAAAAUCCGCUACUUUGGUUGCUAAAGAAGGAAACGUUGCUUAUCUCAUUCACUUGCUGGAUUUCAAUGACAAUCUCAUCCGAGAACACGCUACCACCGCCAUAUCGGUCCUCGCCUCGGCAAACGACGAGUCGCGCAAGACUGUGUUCGAAGAAGGGGGCCUGGGGCCUUUGUUAAGGAUCCUUGAAACUGGGUCAACGUCUUUAAAGGAAAAGGCUUCGGCUGCUGUGGAAGCCAUCACUGCCGAUCCCGAAAACGCGUGGGCUAUUUCCGCAUACGGCGGCGUUUUGAUCCUGAUCGAGGCGUGUCGAUCUGGGUCGACGGUCACGCAAGCACACGCAACGGGUGCUAUUAGGAACGUUGCCAGUGUGGAAGAGAUCAAGAACAGUUUAGCAGAGGAAGGAGCUGUGACUGUUAUGAUUCAAGUAUUAAUCUCAGGCACAAGCUCAGCUCAAGAAAAGGCGGCGCAUUGUAUAGCAAAAUUAGCUUCUUCUGGUGAGUAUUUUCGUGCUUUGAUAAUAAGAGAACGUGGGUUACAAAGAUUACUGCAUUUGAUUCAGGAUUCUUCUAGUUCCGACACGUUGGAACAUGUUGUGAGAACAAUAAGCUGUCUUUCUACAUUGGAUUCGAUUUCUCGGAUUUUAUCAUCAUCAACAACAUUUAUAGUUCAAUUAGGCGAGCUUAUCAAACAUGGGAAUCUUAUUCUACAGCAAAUCUCAGCGUCUUUGCUUGCUACUUUAUCAAUCAGUGAUGGUAACAAGCGGGCCAUUGGUGGUUGUAUGGGGUCGUUGGUGAAGCUAAUGGAGUCACCGAAGCCGGUGGGGCUACAGGAGUCAGCGGCGGAGGCGCUGGUGUCGCUUUUGACUGUCAGAUCGAAUAGGAAAGAGUUGGCGAGGGACGAGAAGAGUGUUAUGAGGCUUAUGCAGAUGUUGGACCCUAAGAAUGAGCUGGUUUGUAAAAAGUUUCCGGUGAUGGUGGUGGCGGCAGUGCUCAGUGGAGGAAGCCAGGGGUGCAGGAAGAGACUGGUGGCCGCUGGGGCUCAAAACCACUUGCAGAGGCUGGCGGAGAUGGAGGUCGCCGGAGCCAAGAAAGCCUUGCAGAAACUCUCCGGGAAUAGGCUCAAGACCAUUUUCAGCAGGACUUGGAGGGAAUAAUUAACAAAGAAACUAACCCCCGCCAAGAAAGGAGGAGUCCAUUUGGAUUUUUCUAACCGUCGAAGAAUGAGAAACAUGGUCGUGGACACUGGACAAGCAGCAAACAAACACAUACACUUCGUAUACUCCAACUUCUUCUUUUUUUUACCUUAAUAUUAUAAAAGUAAUUAUAAUAUAUCAUCGUAAAAAAAAAAAAUACUUAUCCUAAUAUUAUAUGACCCAAAAAAAAAGGCAUGGAUGCGGUUUUUAGGGAGUAUCCUUGUAACUUGUUGGCUUUUUUCUUCUAUAUUUAUUUUAAUCUUAUUAAUUGAUUCACCCCAUGAAGUUGUAAGAGAGAGGAUAUGAUGAUUGUUACCAUUUUUUUAUUUUUCUUAGUUAUGUUUGAUAAUGUACAUCCAAGAGGGUCUUAUUUUAAUUGUAAUGGACAUUGGAUUUAGUUAGAAAGAGUGCAACUGUUUCUUUGUGUGCUU